Molecule: messenger RNA, 201 nt
Organism: Ostertagia ostertagi
Lineage: Eukaryota; Metazoa; Nematoda; Chromadorea; Rhabditida; Trichostrongylidae
Source: the annotation of a GenBank genome assembly
AUGGUGAUCGCGCUGAUUAAAGAGUUUGACGAACUUAUUUGGCUUGGAAAGGAAGUGAAUGACCGUACACCAGUUUUUGUACGCAAAUCACAAAUGCGUCUACCACAUCGUACAACGACUCCCGUUAUUAUGAUCGGUCCCGGAACGGGUUUCGCGCCGUUCAGAGCGUUCCUCCAGGAGAGGAAGUUCCAGAAAGAUCAG